AUGAACGGGAUCGAGCACAUUGUCCGAGAACUUGGUCGGCAGCGGGCACGAAAUGCAUACUACCGUGAUUGCUAUGCCCUGUUCAAAUUAGUGCAAGACCUCACGGAGCAGACGUCCAACGAGCUAAAAAGCAUCUACACCUCGGAUGGUGACCUUCCGGCCUACGCCGUGCACCGAAUCCUGUGGCAAUACCAGAACCAAGUGUCUAGUUUGAUUGAACAGGCAUGCGAAGCGCAAGCCACGUGUGAAGAGCUGUGCCCGGUCGACCGCAUCUUCUCCGCUCGGGAAGUGUUGGAACCUAUCAGACGACUGUACAACGAUGCAAAUGCAGCUGCGCUUGGUAGACAUGCGAUCAGAGAUAAAAAAGACCAAGUCGGAGCUCGGCUGGCUGAAGCUAGCAAGAGUGACGGAGGGUAG
This is a messenger RNA of Penicillium odoratum, 417 nucleotides long. RefSeq lists its product as uncharacterized. Lineage: Eukaryota; Fungi; Ascomycota; Eurotiomycetes; Eurotiales; Aspergillaceae. The coding region runs from base 1 to 417 and encodes 138 amino acids. The transcript has a single exon. The record is from RefSeq and is a predicted model, not a curated record.